GAAAGAAGCGCACAGGAGACCGGCGAAUGCGCCGUGAAGGCGACGACGAUGACGAGGUCGCGUCUGUGGCAUCGGUGGAAAGGCGUGGGACGUUCGUGUCGGACGACGGCGAGUUCUAUGAAGGCUAUUCAAAGAAUGUGGACGACGAGCAGGAGAUCGACGAUGCUGUCGAGGAGCUGACCGAGAAGAGAACAACGACACGCGUCGCCGCUCUCGAGAAACUGACCGCACACCUGCUGCAGUACCUGUCGCCUGAAGACGUGAGUGAGAGCUUCAUGGACAACGUGCUUGGGUGCCUUCGUAAGCCUUCUGAAAGCGAGGCAGUAUUAGGAUCUCGUAUCCUGGCAAUCAUGGCAAUCAUCUUCGGAGAGGAUGAGGAACGUUUUUUCCAGCGAUCGAAAAAUGUGCUGAAGCCAUUGGUCAAGACAGCCAGAAACGCAAAAAUUAAGGUUUCGACUAUCCGCGCGCUUGGACUGAUCUGCUUCGUGUGCAGUGUUGAAGAAGAGAACACAAAGGACCUUUUGGAACUUUUCGAGACAUUUUUCAACCCAAAAAUCAUUGGCGACAUCUGUAAAGCCGCUCUCGACUCGUGGGGACUUGUCGCAUCCUCGCUGUCGGAUGAGAUGCUGGCCAGCGACAUAUUGCUGGAAAGACUGGUGCCGAAGUUUCUUGCCUUGCUAGAUCACAAGGAUGUUGAAGUUCGCUCAGCUGCUGGUGAGAAUGUAGCCGUCCUGUACGAAAGCGCACAGAAUUGCGGUGUCCCGUUACCCUACAGCGAAGAGAUCCUAGAUCGCUUUUUAGAAAUGAGCAAGGACAGCAGCAAGAAGAACAGCAAGAAGGAUCGCAAGACCCAACGAGUUGUUUUCAGAGACAUUCACUCGACUCUUGCAAGCGGAGAAACUCCGCACGUUUCAUUUUCGGUGAAGAACGAGGUGCUGGAGAUCAGCUCGUGGAAAUCUGUCAAACAAUUUGAAGCGAUGAAGGAGUGUCUGCAGACUGGUCUUCAGGAACACAUCAAGUACAACAAUAUACUUCGCGCGAUGCUGGACCUACCGGAGACUUUGGAAGACCGCAAAGUGGACAGGCGCGAUGUCUUCAACAAGAAAUCUGCUUCAAGGAAGCAACGCAGCAAUGAACUGAAGGGGGACCGUAAGCGGAAGCAGCAUAUGCAGGAUGCUUUUUAUGAUGACGGCUUUUAA
Molecule: messenger RNA, 1199 nt
Organism: Phytophthora infestans T30-4
Lineage: Eukaryota; Oomycota; Peronosporomycetes; Peronosporales; Peronosporaceae
Exons: 8
Coding region: 27-1199 (390 amino acids)
Source: RefSeq, a predicted model, not a curated record